Zingiber officinale is the source of this 1020-nucleotide messenger RNA. Its product is annotated as 30S ribosomal protein 2, chloroplastic-like. Gene Ontology annotation, cellular component: cytosol. The coding region runs from base 111 to 872 and encodes 253 amino acids. The transcript is spliced from 4 exons. Lineage: Eukaryota; Viridiplantae; Streptophyta; Magnoliopsida; Zingiberales; Zingiberaceae. The record is from RefSeq and is a predicted model, not a curated record. Gene Ontology annotation, molecular function: mRNA binding.
UUGAAAUCGGAUAACUCUCUGCUUCGCUGCACCUUUCUGCUUCCGCUUUAUACUAAACCCUAAUCCUUUCUCCUCUCGUCUUCUAUCCUUCGCGCGCUUAUUCUGGAGGAAUGGCUGCAAUCUCUUCGUUCUUGGCUCCUAAUUUCUACCAGAAUCGUAUCGACUGCGGCCGAAGCGCCAAUGCAUCAGCUUGGGUGGCAGCCGGAGCUUCUCCAGAGAGAUACCGAGCGUUUCCGGCCUACUCUUCUAGUUCCUUGCCUAUUCUCCGGAGGAUUGCGUUCAGGGUGUCGGUAGUAGCGGUGGAGGCCUCCGCGGCGGCUGAGCCGGAAGCUGCGCGUAGGCUCUAUGUGGGGAACAUACCGAGAACCGUGACAAAUGAGGAGCUAGAGAAUAUAUUUGGCGAGCAUGGAUCCGUGGAGAAGACCGAGGUUAUGUAUGAUAAAUACUCUGGUAGGAGUCGGCGCUUUGCAUUUGUGACAAUGAAUUCAGUAGAGGAUGCAAAUACUGUGAUUGAAAAGCUCAAUGCCACUGAAAUUGGAGGUCGGAAAAUCAAAGUAAAUGUGACAGAAAAACCACUUGCUGCUCCUGAUUUAUCUCUUAUCCAAGGUGAUGAGUCAACAUUUAUAGACAGCCCACACAAGGUUUAUGUUGGCAAUCUUGCAAAGUCAGUUACCAGUGAUGUACUCACCAAAUUCUUUUCUGAGAAGGGAAAUGUUCUCAGUGCAAAAGUAUCUCGAGUUCCAGGAACUUCAAAAUCUAGUGGCUUUGGCUUCGUGUCAUUUUCGUCGGAGGAGGAUGUGGAAGCUGCUAUUGCAUCGUGCAAUAAUGCUGUGUUGGAAGGGCAGAAGAUUCGCGUCAACAGAGCAACAUGACGAUCGAAGUUGCCCGUGCAUCAUGGAUCACUGAUAACAUUAUAUGUUUCUUGCAACAUGAGAGAAACCAAUCUCAUUCGUAUGUUUCUGAAACUAUUGUAAGUUUGUAGAUCAAUUUAUUUGACAUAUAUGAUUAUCCUGUCUGAAA